AUGAGAAGCCCAGCAGCGAGCAAAUCGGAGACGGGAAACAAGACCACCAAAGGAAGCCGCGCCUCACAUCCUGAUCCAUUCAUCGUCGUGGCAAAACGAGCACAGAAGCAGAGCCUCAUCUUGCUCCACGGCCACGGCAGCAAUGGCGAAAAGUUCGGACUCGAGUUCCUCAAAAGCCACACCUCGAUGACGUGUGGCCAUGAUGGUGUCCCCAUGACUAUGGCAGACCACUUUCCAGAUAUGAAGUUCAUCUUUCCCACAGCCAAGAAACGACGCGCCAAAUGGUAUAAUCGGGCGACCAUCAACCAGUGGUUCGACAGUGUACCGAUUGAUGAGCAAGAUGGCCACGGCGUGACCAAAGAAGAGGAAGAGUGGCAGCUUGACGGCCUGAGAGAAACGCGGGCAGCAAUCAGGGCGAUCAUUGAUGGGGAAGUGGCAAACUUCGGUGCUUGCAAUGUGUUCAUCGGUGGUCUGAGUCAGGGCUGUGCUAUGAGCUUACAUGUGCUGCUGAGCCACGAAGGAAUUACGGACGAUGCAGCGCCUCUUGGUGGCUUUGUCGGGAUGAGUGGUUGGUUACCUUACGCGACAGCCAUUGAGCGAAUUCUGCAAGGACAACCCCCGGACGAUGAGAAUGACGAAGACGACGACGAUGAGGACGAUGUCCUUGGCCCUUCUAGCGACGCCGAGGCCGACGAACAUGAUCCAUUUGCAAGUGGCGACGACCAUGACAACCACGACAUCGCCCCAACCACACAGACCGGCAAUGAUUCAGUCCCCACCCGUGUUUGUAACUUCGUCCGAGACAAUAUGGAUCUUCCACCACUAAACACUUCAGAUCCGCUCUGUCUCAGGACCCUGGUAUUUCUUGGCCACGGCAAGAGUGACGAGAAAGUGAAGAUGAUCAAAGGGCAGAAGGCGGUGCAGUGCCUGAGAGACAUGGGUGUGGACGUGACGUGGAAGGACUACGAUGAGGGCCACUGGUACAAAGUGCCCGAGGAGAUCGAUGACAUUGUAGAAUUUCUGCAAACUCGGCUGUUAGACUGCAGUAGUUCUGCGUAG
Molecule: messenger RNA, 1059 nt
Organism: Fulvia fulva
Lineage: Eukaryota; Fungi; Ascomycota; Dothideomycetes; Mycosphaerellales; Mycosphaerellaceae
Exons: 1
Coding region: 1-1059 (352 amino acids)
Biological process (GO): protein depalmitoylation
Cellular component (GO): cytoplasm
Molecular function (GO): carboxylic ester hydrolase activity; palmitoyl-(protein) hydrolase activity
Source: RefSeq, a predicted model, not a curated record